Messenger RNA from Glycine soja, 1966 nucleotides. RefSeq names its product acyl-coenzyme A thioesterase 9, mitochondrial-like. Gene Ontology annotation, molecular function: fatty acyl-CoA hydrolase activity. The coding region runs from base 241 to 1587 and encodes 448 amino acids. Gene Ontology annotation, biological process: acyl-CoA metabolic process. The transcript has 5 exons. The record is from RefSeq and is a predicted model, not a curated record. NCBI's taxonomy places the organism in Eukaryota, Viridiplantae, Streptophyta, Magnoliopsida, Fabales, Fabaceae.
AUUGCAUUUCUAACUAAACAUACCUUACAGAUCUUACCAAUGUUUUAAAAAUACUCUAAAAAAAUUAACUAUUACUUUUUUUAAAAGGAAAAAUUAACUAUUACUAAUAUUUCUUAAAACAUUAAUAUUUCCGAAACAUUAAUAUUGCUACUAACCAAUAACCACCAAUAAGAUUGUAUUUCUUCUUGCAGAAGUAGAGAAAAGUUGAAGAAGGAAUCUCCUAAGACUGAAAAAAACCCAAUGGAUUUGAAUUCCUCUCCUUCCAACAACACAAUUGCCGUGAAUGGAACAAUCCCCGUCGCUUCCACGUUCGCAACCGCCACCGCGCCGUCGGAUAACCCUCCGCCGGCGGACAGCUCCGGCGACCGGAAACCCAUCGCCCUGUGGCCGGGGAUGUACCAUUCUCCGGUGACCACCGCCCUAUGGGAAGCUCGCAGCAAUAUUUUCGAGAGGCUUCUGGACCCUCCCAGGGACGCUCCUCCGCAGAGUGAAUUGCUCACGAGAACCCCCUCGCAGAGCAGGACCAGCAUCUUGUACAACUUCUCCUCUGAUUUCGUGCUCAGAGAACAGUAUAGGGAUCCCUGGAAUGAGGUUCGAAUUGGGAAGUUGCUCGAAGAUCUUGAUGCCCUCGCUGGAACUAUUUCCGUCAAGCAUUGUUCUGAUGAAGCUAGCACAACAAGGCCACUUAUAGUUGUCACUGCUUCAGUUGAUAAGAUUGUACUAAAGAAGCCAAUUAGUGUUGACAUUGAUCUCAAGAUAGUUGGUUUUGUUAUAUGGGUUGGGCACUCUUCAAUAGAGAUUCAACUGGAGGUUACUCAGUCCAAUGAAGAGGGCAAUGAUUCAGACUCAGUAGCACUGACAGCCAACUUCAUAUUUGUUGCUCGGGACUCAAAAACUGGGAAAGCUGCUCCGGUGAAUCGACUUUCACCAGAAAAUGCUCAUGAAAAACUUCUGUUUGAACAAGCUGAGGCAAGAAGUAAUUUGAGGAAAACGAAAAGAGGAGGGGAAAAGAGGGACUUUGAGAAUGGGGAGAAAAAUAGGCUUCGGGCCCUAUUGGCUGAAGGAAGAAUCUUCUGUGACAUGCCAGCUUUAGCAGACCGAAACAGCAUUCUUCUAAAGGAUACCAGCCUUGAGAAUGCCUUAAUAUGCCAGCCACAGCAAAGAAACAUCCAUGGUCGAAUAUUUGGAGGUUUCUUGAUGCAUCGUGCAUUUGAAUUGGCUUUCUCAACAGCAUAUGCCUUUGCUGGAUUAGCUCCUUGCUUUCUUGAAGUUGAUCAUGUUGAUUUCUUAAGACCUGUUGAUGUAGGGGACUUUUUGCGUCUCAAAUCUUGUGUUCUGUACACGGAGGUUCACGAUCCAGAUCAGCCACUUAUCAACGUUGAAGUUGUUGCUCAUGUUACACGACCCGAGCUGCGUACUAGUGAGGUAUCAAAUACUUUCCACUUCUCUUUCACUGUCCGUCCAGAAGCCAAGGCGAUGAAAAAUGGAUUUAAACUUCGCAAUGUAGUACCAGCAACGGAGGAAGAAGCACGACGUAUAUUAGAGCGCAUAGAUGCUGACAACUUGAAUGAAUUCUUCAGAGCAUAAGAAGAAAAACAUCAAUUAGCUGAUAAAGUAUUUAAAAUAUCCACCGCUAAUUAUGUGAGCAGAAGUUCAAAGAUGAUUAACUCUCUUAUAUAAUAAAUUUUUCUGCCCAAUUUUAAGAGGGAACUAGUAUGCCUUAUAUGUCUAGCAUCAUUGGACUUGAUAGAAGGCAACUGGUGUUUAGACAAGUAUAUGAACCUGAAUCUAGUAGGCACCUGCUGUGCAAGUUGUAUAAGGAAAAACAUAGGUAAGCCAAUGAAAGAAAGUUUACAAUGAAUUCUGUACAAUCAAUGAUGGCUAUAGUGGAUUGCUACGUCUGUUACUUGUGGCAUAUAAAGCAAGUGAUAUUAUAUUACUAUUACUUAGAAGCCUUGUUCAGAUA